Colletes gigas is the source of this 1445-nucleotide messenger RNA. It is a transcript of the gene Pdss2, whose product is annotated as all trans-polyprenyl-diphosphate synthase PDSS2. Bases 151 to 1398 code for a protein of 415 amino acids. Gene Ontology annotation, biological process: ubiquinone biosynthetic process; isoprenoid biosynthetic process. Gene Ontology annotation, molecular function: prenyltransferase activity. Lineage: Eukaryota; Metazoa; Arthropoda; Insecta; Hymenoptera; Colletidae. The record is from RefSeq and is a predicted model, not a curated record. The transcript is spliced from 5 exons. Gene Ontology annotation, cellular component: mitochondrion; transferase complex.
UUUAUCAAAGUUGGGUCGCAUGAUAUCUUUAAAAAAUAAGGUCAAAAGUGAAAGUUUUAAGACGUCAAUCAUGUGCGUUAUACCUGUUGAAUGCGUGACCAAUGUUAAUGUUGAGAGAAAACGAAUUCCACGGGUGUGUACGGUAGAAAAAUGUCUACGAACAAAAUUGUCUUUACUUUCCUGAGAAACGGAAACGUGGUCAAGUCAAUUUUAUCCAGUGACCACAAUGUAUAUUGUGGAGUACAAAGAAAUGUACAUACUUUUACGGAGAAUAAGUUUCGUUUACACGAAUUCAACAAAGUUGAGGCAAAACUUGCAGGAAAUCAAAAACCAGAUUGGAACAGGGCUGUUUCAGAAGCAGAAAAGAUUGUUGGGUACCCAACAUCAUUUCUAAGCUUGCGAUGGCUUUUAAGCGAUGAAAUAGCAAAUGUAGCAUUGCAUUUAAGGAAAUUAGUAGGAUCUAAUCAUCCUUUAUUGAAAACAGCCAAAAGCGUCAUUUUCAAUGGACGUAAUAACAUGCAAGCAUGGGGUCUCAUUGUAUUGUUAAUCUCGAAAGCUGCUGGUCAUUUAAAUGUAGAUGAUAUGGAGGAAGAUAAAGCUGCCGGCGUACUCCAUAGUCAGCGGGCAUUGGCUGAGGUUACGGAAAUGAUACGCACCAGUCAUCUUGUACAUAAAGGACUAAUAAAUAUAGAACCUGAUGUUCAUUUAGAAACUUCUGAAUUAAACGACAUGAAUAUUGGUAACAAAAUUGCAUUACUCAGCGGAGAUUACUUAUUAGCUAAUUCUUGUGCAGAAUUAGCAAACCUUCGUAAUCAAGAUAUUGUAGAAUUAAUGUCGAGCGCUGUUCGAGAUUUGGCAGAAGCAGAAUUUGUAGGGCGUAGAGAUAGCCAAAAUAAUCCUUUACCUUCCGUACCACCUGAAAAUCGUACAGAUUAUGCAGUGAAAGAGUGGACUCUUAGAAAUGUACUGAGCGCUGGUGCAUUACUUGGAAAGUCCUGCAAAGGUACAUUGAAAUUAGCUGGACAUAGCAACGAAAUACAGGAACAAGGUUACAACUUUGGGAAACAUUUAGCAUUAGCUUGGCAAGCCUGUUUAGACUUGGGUCCAUUUAUAGUAAAAGAUCAAACUGUAACAUUCAAUCUGUGUUCUGCGCCAAUUAUGUUUCACAUUGAACAUGACCUAUCAAUUAUGACAGAAAUCGAUAAAGGUUUGCAAUCUGUAAACAAUGUAGAUUAUGCCAAGAUUCACAAGAUUGUUAUGAAGGGACCUGGUGUUGAAUUAGCAAAACAACUACAAAAAGGGCAUUCACAAAGAGCAAUGGAAGUUCUAAGUGUAUUUGAAAAAAGUGAUGCAAGGACAGCACUGUAUAACAUUAUAGCAGCUAUGGGAGAUUUCUAAAUAAUGACUUUGACAACAAAACCAAUGUGUAUAUUUUAUAUAACUGC